Messenger RNA from Gossypium arboreum, 780 nucleotides. Its product is annotated as ATP-dependent RNA helicase eIF4A-like. Bases 1 to 780 code for a protein of 259 amino acids. The record is from RefSeq and is a predicted model, not a curated record. Lineage: Eukaryota; Viridiplantae; Streptophyta; Magnoliopsida; Malvales; Malvaceae. The transcript is spliced from 6 exons. Gene Ontology annotation, molecular function: protein binding; RNA helicase activity.
AUGGAAGCUCUCCUCUCUCAACUCACUUUCCUCUCAGAUCAAGCUUUACAAGGCAACAAGAAUUUCGAUCCAUCCGCCAUGGAAGACCUAAUGAAGCUUUUCGAGAUCGAAUCUUACAAAGCAUGGGCAGCUUUGGAGCUAGUGGAAGAAAAACAAGUGAAAGGAGCUGAAAUAACCAUGUCGAUAUUGAGUUUCGAUCAGAUGGGAUUAAAAGACGAUCUCUUCUGUGGAAUCUACAAUUACGGCUUUGAAAAGCCGUCGGCUAUUCAACAGAGAGCCGUUAUGCCAAUAAUCAAUGGCCGCGAUGUGAUUGCUCAAGCCCAAUCUGGUACCGAAAAAACUUCGAUGAUUGCUCUCACUGUUUGUCAAGUGGUCGACACCGCUAGCAGAGAAUAUGCUGAGGAACGAGCUAUUCCGAUCAAGGAGGUGUUUGAUGCUGAAGAAGUCUUCUGCACAGGAACAACUAUGGUUGUGAAGUCUGUUGCAAGUAUAACCUACCAAGGCAAAAGGAUCGAAUACAAGCUGGGAGCGAAACACUGGCUCUUGAAGAAAGCAGCAAUUGCAACACAAUGUGCAUGGAGAGGAAGAGUAGCUCGUAAAGAACUGCGGAAGCUUAAUAUGGCUGUUAGAGAGACGGGAGCUCUGCAAGUUGCAAAGAACAAACUGGAAAACCAAGUUGAGAAACUGACAUGGAGAUUACAACUGGAGAAACGGAUGAGGAAAGUGCAACAUGAGUUGUUGGUCACAUAUGCAAAUCGGCUACUUGAAAAGGAGCAUUAG